Tachysurus vachellii is the source of this 5996-nucleotide messenger RNA. RefSeq names its product trinucleotide repeat containing adaptor 6C2 (gene tnrc6c2). The transcript has 20 exons. The record is from RefSeq and is a predicted model, not a curated record. Bases 1147 to 5586 code for a protein of 1479 amino acids. Gene Ontology annotation, biological process: miRNA-mediated post-transcriptional gene silencing; positive regulation of nuclear-transcribed mRNA poly(A) tail shortening. Gene Ontology annotation, molecular function: protein binding; RNA binding. Gene Ontology annotation, cellular component: nucleoplasm; P-body. NCBI's taxonomy places the organism in Eukaryota, Metazoa, Chordata, Actinopteri, Siluriformes, Bagridae.
GGAGUAUGGCAUUAAAGGCAGAUCGACUUCAGUCCCGUUGAUUGUGAACGCUUCCGUUUCGGAUCCUCCCUGUUUACAGCUGGAUAUUUACACACUUUCUGUCACAUUUCUGGAUUUUAUCUCGAUAUGUUUCCGACUUGAUCGUGUUCGUGAACCGAACGAGGUUUAAAGCUGAAGCUACAAAUCUGUCCUUUUGCACUUUAUUGUAGCUUAGCUUAGCUUGUUAGCAUCGUCGGAGGUUUAAAUGUCAGACGCGCUUCGUCCUGCUGUUUAUUUCUGUUAGUUUUCAUAUAAAUUCAUUUUCUUCUCUUUUUUUUUUUUAAAUUUUUCCUUAUUCUUAUCAUUCAGGAAUAAUAAUAGAGUAAUUACGACAAUUCUGCUGUUCUGUAUUAUUAUUAUUAUUAUUAUUAUUAUUGUUAUUAUUUCACACACAACAUAAAUAUACAGCUGAUGACCAACUAACUGUUACUUAAACCGUAUUUUCUGCUCAUUUACAUUAAUAUCGGUGUAAAUUCGCACGCAUUCGAUUUAUUUCCGUCACUAAGCUUCUUGAAGGCUGCAGGAAAUCGAGGCACUUGUUUAUUUCUGCUGCUGUUUAUUAUUAUUAUAAUUAUUAAGUGUUAUUCCUCAUUAAGACCUCUUAUAAAGUCAAGCUGCUUUUUAAAUGCCUUUUUUUUGUAAACAUUUUUAAUCCGAUUGCCUAUUUUUUCGGACCCUUUCGGAUCUGAUGUUAAACGAUUUGAGACGACAAAUGAAUAAGUAAAUAAAAAUAAACCCCGCCCCCUGACACCGUGCUGCAAAAAGAAUCAUCCACUUCCUGUAUAACAGCACUAAUGGCAGCUCAAGCACUUCCUGUUCCUCUGUUUCCCAUAAGACCCUGCAGUUUUCUUCUCAUAAACCCUCCAAAGAAAUUCCUCCACUAAAGAGGAAUUGUGUCAACACAUCAACCAGCACUUCACAGUGCUGCCCAAUCAGAGUGGCCUGGAAGCCCAGCAUGAGAAUUUGCUCUGUGGCGACCAAACCACAUCCCGCAGCGUCCAUACCAAUUGCAAUCAAGUGAUUAUUGAUGAAAAGGUCACUAAACGUUCUUCAGAAUCAUUAGAAUGUGUCGUGGAUGCUGACACAUCAACAUUUGUGAAUAGCAGCAUGAGUAUGGCUACAGGAGCUAGCCAGCACAGUCACUACCCAAUCAGCAAAGCAAGUGUUAAUCACUCCUCAAGUAUGUUCUCUAGUCCUAGUGGCCCCAACAGGGGUUGGGUCUCUGAGGGCAAAUCCGAUUUGUCCAUGGGUACCAGAGGCCAGUCUAAUUGGGGCUCUUCAAAUAUAAACCUGAACCCCAGCGCUAACCCUUCCGCAUGGCCCAUACUUGGACAUGAGGGCUCUGGGGUGGGGACCAGGCCUGGGGGUAUUGGUGGGUCAAAUUCAGUCUCAUCCAAUGUCUGUGGUCCAGGGGGCAUCGCACCAAUUCAAGGCACCAAUGGAAAUGGAAACCUUGUAGGAGACUGUGCUUGGGGAAAUCCAGACACUCCAGAGCAGCACCAAUCCCCAAAAAGCAUGACUUUCAGCAUGGAGCCCUCAAACCUUAAAAACGAUGGACUGAACACUAAAGCAGAGCCUAUGAGCCCUGUGGAUGGUUGGGGGCGAAAUAUGAGUCAGUCUCCCACUGAGCCAACCACUGGAGAUGGUACUGCUCGGUGGGGUAAAGGAGACACGAAGAGUGGAGAAUCCAAAGACUCUGGCUGGGAUUCUGGUGGCAUCUCCUCUUGGGGACAAGGGGGAGGUGAUGCAAACUGGGGCCACUGGAACAAACAGUCAGGCACAGAAGGUACUGGGUGGGAUACAAAUGAGGGUCCCAUUCAAGAGUCAAUGAAUUCCUGGGGUACCGAUGCUCCAGGCAGUGAAGGUAGCAAGGACAGCAAUGAAGGACGUGAAGGGCAGCGUGAAAGGUCCUCCAGUAUGGAUGUUCCACUUCUGCCUAGACCGGACCUAGAUCCUCGUGUGCUGUGCAAUUCUGGCUGGGGUCAAACCCCUGUUCUGCAGCACACAGUCUGGGAAAUGGACGAAAAACUUGGCCCCAAGGAUGAUGGUGGCACUGAAGCUUGGGGUACUUCCUCUAAUGCACCUUCAACUGGAUCACCACCUCAAGCAGGAUGUGCCAAUACCAAACUAAAUGUGCCUCCUAGGAUGGACUCUGGGAGCAAGUCUGAGGCGCUUUCUCGGGUUAUGUCAACACCACGCUGGGGAGGAUCCUCCUCACCAACAAAUCAGGCAAGCACUGGGUGGGCAGAGCCACCUGCUAAUAAGAAAGUGUCCAAUGGCUCUGUUGGUAGUUGGGGAGAGCCAAUGCCAGAUGGCCCCAACACCAACAGUUCAGGUGGCCAGUUUUGGGGCUCACAGGACAAAUCCUCAACCUGGGAUGAUGGUCCUUCCCAAGUAAAGUCACAACCUGGAGGAAAUGGGCCUAGUUCUUCCUCAGGGUGGGGAAAUUGUGCAAGUGGAGAUUGGGGAGAGCCUUCAGAAGGAAAGAUGGAAAGUUCUCGUAGUUCCUCUUGGGAUGGAGAUGGUGGGAGCUGGAAGGAAACCCAGAAGGGCUGGGGAAAAGCAGCUCCACUGGGAGGUGAAAACUGUCGUGACUCCCAACACUCAAAUGGUCCUGUACAGGGUUGGGGUGGAAAGAGUCCUCAAGAGUCCAUGGGCUCUUGGGGUGGCCCAAAUUCUUUGAAGCAGAGUGGUUCUAGCUGGAGGUCUGCAGGAAGACAGGAUCCAGGGGAUGAGUCUACAGGCUGGGAAGAGCCUUCCCCUUCCUCAAUUCGAAGGAAAAUGGAAAUCGAUGACGGAACCUCCACAUGGGGAGAUCCAAAUUCCUACAGGGCCUGUGUAAAUAUGUGGGACAGAAAUAACCCCUCCUCCCAGGGCAACCCCAGCAACAAUGGGGGUAACAGCAUCAACCAUACAGGUCCUAACCACCAUAGCCACGCUCAGACUCCGAAGCACUCCGAUGGCAACAAUGGUUCUUCUAACCAGCUAGGACCUUCACAAAACAGGAUGCCCAAGAUGAAUCCAGGCUGGGGGGAUCUCCCCAACAUUCAGCCCAAAUCUGAGUUCCGGGGAGAACCGGACUCCUCGAACCCUACAGUGGAUAACGGCACCACAGCAUGGGGGAAGUCGCCUAAAGCUGCUGGAGUCUGGGGAGAAAACAGCCACGAAUCCACUGGAUCCUUUAGCAGAGGCUCAGGAACCUCUAAACCAGCCCCCAAAUCUAUGCAGGACAGCUGGGGGUCCGGCGGGGAGGAGAUCGGCAUUAGCGGCAGCCAGUGGGAUGCUGAGGAUGGGGACAUGUGGACUAGCCCCGCCUCCCAGGACAACACUUCUUCCUCUAGUUCCUGGAACCAGCCCAAGAAAGCAGUACAGAAGGGGAAAAUACCAACCAAACAGGAUGAAGUUUGGAUCAUGAACCGACUGAUUAAACAGCUCACAGACAUGGGCUUCCCUAGGGAUCCUGCAGAGGAGGCACUGAGAAGUAACAACAUGAAUCUAGACCAAGCUAUGAGCGCUCUGCUGGAGAAAAAGAGCGAUGGAGAUAAACGAGGGAUGAGGACGCUGUUGUGUCGCCCCCCUAACCUCGCAAAAGACUUGUCACUCGACCGAAACACCUUUCUAGACAAGGACGGUGGAUUAUCAGAUGACACGCCCACAUCACCCUUUAUUCAUUCUCCUGGCCUCAAACUGACCAAUAGCAGCCUUCCUAGCCAUGGCAUGGGCGGAGUCUCACCAGGACUAAUGCAAAACUUAAACAGUAGACAGAUGAAUGGAAUGUUUGGCAGUAAUGGAGCAGCACAAUCCAGGGCUCCACCCCCUCAAGCACUAAACUCCACCCAUCAUCCCCCACUACGUGCUCAAGUGCCUCAGUUUCUCUCCCCUCAGGUUCAAGCGCAGCUCUUGCAGUUUGCAGCAAAAAACAUUGGCCUGAAUCCUGCACUUUUAACUUCACCGAUAAACCCUCAGCAGAUGACCCUGCUUUACCAACUCCAACAACUGCAGAUGGCAUAUCAGCGUUUGCAGAUUCAGCAGCAGAUGAUGCAAGCUCAGCGAAAUGUUUCUGGUUCCAUUAGACAACAGGAGCAGCAAGUUGCACGUACAAUCUCCAACAUGCAGCAGCAGAUUCAGCAGCACCAGAGGCAGUUAGCUCAGGCCUUGUUGAUGAAGCAGCAGCAGCACCAGGCCUCGUCCUCUCACUCUUACCCCAGCCUCGGCAAGCCAAACCUGGACACCUUCCCAGGAAACUCCCAGGCUUCAACAGGCCUGUCCCUGUCAGACCUGCACACCAAAGAGCCGCACACGUCUCCCAGCUCCUUCGGCCAGUAUCCUCUGUCUGGAAUGAAUGGGAGUGUAGGUGUGAGCUGCAUGGACGCUCUGAAGGACACUCAGCCUCAGCCUCAGUCUCGUUUAUCCCAGUGGACUCACACCAGCUCCAUCGACUCCAUCAGCACCACCACCAGCCCCAGUGCUCCGUCCUCGAGCCACGCUGCCAACAUUAAACCUGUGAUGGAGGAUUCUUUUAGUGCUUACAACCUGAUGUCCAGCUGCCAAUCUCCCAGCAGCCCCAUGGGGGCACCAGAGAGCUGGCCACCGGGCAAAAGCACUAAUGACAAAAUGGCCAACGGGACAAAUGUCAACUGGCCUCCAGAGUUUUGUCCAGGAGUUCCCUGGAAAGGUCUGCAGAAUAUCGACCCCGAGUCUGACCCCAACGUGACCCCAGGAAGUGUUUCUGGCUGCCCCACUAUCAACACCAACAUUCAGGACGUUAACCGUUACCUGCUCCGGGACAGGAAUGGAGGUAAACUGUUAGACAUGAAGUCCACCUGGUCUACAGGUUCCGUCUCACACACUCAGGCUUCACUGUCUAAUGAGAUGUGGAAGAUCCCUGUGGGUGGGCGGAGCUCUGGAACUGUGCCCCGCCCCCCACCUGGCCUCACUAAUAACAAACACAACAACUGGACACCUGGACCACUGAGCAACAGCUGGAGCAGAGACUACAGCUCAGAGACCACUGGUUGGAACUCUGAUAGCUCCAGCAGGACCAGUAGCUGGCUUGUGUUGCGUAAUCUCACUCCUCAGAUUGAUGGUUCCACUCUGAGGACACUGUGUAUGCAGCACGGUCCUCUCAUUACGUUCCACCUCAGUCUGCCACAGGGGAACGCGCUGGUGCGCUACAGCUCUAAAGAGGAAGCAGCUAAAGCUCAGAAAUCCCUGCACAUGUGCGUUCUGGGUAACACUACCAUCUUGGCGGAGUUUGCCGGAGAGGAGGAAGUGACUCGUUUUUUCUCUCAGGCUCAGUCGUUCCCACCCUCUGGCAGCUCCUCCCACCCCACCCUGGGGCAAUGGGGCACAUCGACCACCAAGGGAGGUGGUAACCCAGGGGGUGGAGCUAACGGGGCUGGGGCGGAGCUGCUGUGGGGCGGAGUCCAGCAGACAUACUCCAGUUUAUGGGGGCCAAUCAAUGGGGAGGAGAGUCGAGUGAUGGGAAGUCCUGUCCCUGUGAACACGCUGCUCCCUGGAGACCUGCUGAAUGGAGAGAACAUGUAGACCACACAACAACAACAACAACAUCAACAACAACAACAUCAACAACAACAACAUCAAAAACAGCAACUAAUCAGUUUAAGGAUAAUCACUUUCCCUGGAUCUGUUUUUUUAUUAGAAGUAGAAACACAAAUAUUAGAAGUAGAUUUUUUUUAUUGAUGUAACAGAAGUAAUUGUGAACUGACUGGAAAGCUUUGGAGGAGUUUUAUUUGAAGAAAAAGAAGAAGACGAAGAGACGAGGCAGCCAUUUUAAACGGAGUUAAAACACCUCACAGCCGUGCUGUCUCCUCACCUGCUCCUGCUUUAAUCUCUUUACCUUCUCUGUGAUUUUUUUUUAAAAAACUUAUCAGCCUUAAGUGUCUCAUUUUUAACUUCUUUAAAAAAAAAAACAACAAAAAAAAACAACAACAAAA